Molecule: messenger RNA, 1364 nt
Organism: Cryptococcus deneoformans JEC21
Lineage: Eukaryota; Fungi; Basidiomycota; Tremellomycetes; Tremellales; Cryptococcaceae
Exons: 6
Coding region: 4-1239 (411 amino acids)
Source: RefSeq, a predicted model, not a curated record
ACAAUGACUAUAAAACAGCCAAAACCACUUCAAAUACGCCUCCCAUUCCGAGUGCCUAGGCCAAAUAAGACCACUACUGAUGUAAGGGUGUGCGGAAUAUGUCGAAAGAAUGAUAGCAAAUACACCUGUCCCAGGUGCAACGUCGCAUAUUGUUCAUUAGAUUGCUUCAAAAAUGAGUCUCACGCACAAUGCUCAGAGCCAUUCUACAAAACCACCGUCUUAGACUCAAUAUCUGCCGACCCUAAAGCGGGGCUCGAAGAGAAGCGGGCGAUGAUGGAAAUGCUGAGAAGGUUCGAAGAAACUGAAGCUGAGGGAGGGAAUGGUUUGGAAGAGCUGGAGAGCGAAGAUGAGGAGGAUGAAUUGAUAACCAGACUGCAAGGAAUUGAUAUAGAUUCCUUGGACAGUAAUGAGCUGUUCAAACUUCUCCCACCAAAACAUCGUGAUGCUUUUAUACAAGCGCUUCAAAAUCCGGAUUCUGAAGAAGCCAAAGUUCUCCUCGAAUCGGCUUCAAAUGAAUUGAUACCCCAGGGGCCGGAUUUGUUACCAUGGUGGGAGAGUGAAGAAGCUUUGGACGAUGGGGAAAAUGAGAGUGGGGAAGACAAGGUUGAGCCAGAGCCAGGUCUGAUACCUCAAGAACUUCUUCUUGGGAUAAAGCCUCCAGAGGGAGUAGGACGAAAACUGGUGUACAAUGCCAUUUCCAUAGGUAUUGCCUAUAUCCAUACACUCUUAUCAUUCCGCCUCCCUUCUCUGUCUCCCACUCACCUCGCCUCGCAAGAUCUCGAAACUCUGGACAUUAAAACUUGUCUUGGUGAACUUGUCCCCUUUCUGAUUGAUCCAAAAUCGACCGUGCGAUACGAAAGCAUUGGUUCUGCAUGGGGCGCUGUAUGGGAAUCUAUUGGAUCCGAAAUGUCCUCGCCACCUAGCGCGCAGAUACUACAACAACUCCUCUCUAUCAUAUCUUCUCUUGUUCAUCCGCCAAUCACCACUCCAUCAUAUCCUAAAUUACUUCUAAUCCUCUCAGACAUAUAUCACCUCUACACGAUACCACCUGGUAAGCUAGGUGCUGCUGUUCCAAGGAAACUGGCGUUCUAUGUGAAAGCUCUUGAGCAAUUAGAAAGGAGUGAAUGGUUGGAGCUGGAAAAUGGAAUUAGAAAAGAGUUGGAUAAGCUUGAGCAGGAAGAGAAUCGAGAGAAUCAAGUAGACGUAAAGAAGGACAAUGAGCAGUUGAAAAUUGUCUAGGCGAUGAUAUUGUAUCAGGUAACAAAUAGUUAAUUGGGAUGAUGAGAUGGGGUAUACAUCUUUUUAGAUCGUACAUCUUACAAACAGUGCCGAAACAGCAUGACAUGUACUCUAAAUGCAAACAG